Molecule: messenger RNA, 567 nt
Organism: Cyphomyrmex costatus
Lineage: Eukaryota; Metazoa; Arthropoda; Insecta; Hymenoptera; Formicidae
Product: putative nuclease HARBI1
Exons: 2
Source: RefSeq, a predicted model, not a curated record
AAACAAUGCUAUAUCUCCUAUGGAACAACUCCUGUUAACACUUCGCAUUUAUGCAACUGGGUCAUUUUUAAUAACAAUCGGUGAUUUUUCUGGCGUUAGUACGACUUCUGCACAUUAUAUUGUACAUAGAGUGAGUCAAGCUAUUGCCAGAUUACAACCCCGUUAUAUUCACUUUCCAACAACACAGCAGGAAAUAAGAAAGGAACAAUUACAAUUUUACAAUAUCGCACGCUUUCCAAGGGUCAUUGGUUGUAUUGACUGUACUCAUGUACGUGUCCAGUCCUUUGGUGGAGAAAAUGCUGAAUUGUUCCGCAACAGAAAAGGUUACUUUUCUUUAAAUACUCAAGUAGUUUGUAAUAGCAAUCUAGAAAUAACAAAUAUAGUUGCUCGUUGGCAUGGUUCUGUACACGAUAGCACUAUAUUUAAUAACUCUCGCUUGAGAGCAAAUUUUGAAAAUGGAGCAUAUGAUAAUGGGUUAUUGUUAGGAGACUCUGCCUAUCCUAUAAAGAAGUAUCUUGUAACUCCGUUAUUAACUCCACAAUCUGCAGCAGAACGACUGUAUAACGA